Molecule: messenger RNA, 1520 nt
Organism: Penaeus indicus
Lineage: Eukaryota; Metazoa; Arthropoda; Malacostraca; Decapoda; Penaeidae
Exons: 9
Coding region: 175-1275 (366 amino acids)
Molecular function (GO): protein binding
Source: RefSeq, a predicted model, not a curated record
CUGUAAACAAACGUAAAGAGAAACACGGGAGCAAUGACACUGCUCAGCUGUGUGUCUUCUGUCCCGUGUCUGUGUUGAUGAUGGCCUUCAAGGAGAGUGCUCGCCUUGUCUGUGGGUUGUGGCAUCCUCAGGGUGUGUUUUAGGAAUGGUGUUUCUACACCAACCUCGGCCCUCAUGGACCUCUCACCUGAUCUCAGCGACCAUGAGUUGGCCCAAAGUGGAAGCCACACCCGCAGCCUGUCCGUAUCAGACCUCUCCUUAGCCUCCAUCCUCCCAGAAACUGUCAAUGAGACCAUCGUCAAUGGCACCUAUGACAGAAACCUUAAUAGGGAAUCUGCAGUCAACAGGAACCAUGCAGGGGCCCUGGGUUGUUGGAGCAGUGAGUUGCCCAGGAAGUCCUACAGUCUUCCCCAUCACUACAAGCACCACCUGGUGGGCGUGUGGCAUGGGCAAGGGAGAGAGUCAUCCCAGAGCCCUCCUAUGGCACCUCUCUCUCCCUCAGAAUUCAAACAGCAGUUCACUCUAAUGAGGCAGUGGUUCAACAGCUUCACAGAUGAACAGAAGAAUCGUGUUCUAGCAGAACUUUUGGAACAUAUUGGCCCCAGCCAGCUUCACCUUCUCUCAGUGACCAUUGGAGGUCGUCUCCACCAUGGUUGCCCACCCAACUGCCAGGAUCCUGUGGGAUGGCUCCCUCCUGGCCUAGCUCUCACUAUCUUUUCUUAUCUUGAUCCAGUUUCCCUUGCUCAAGCAUCACAAGUUUGCAAAGCAUGGUACAACCUAGCCACUCGAGAUUGCCUGUGGCGAAAUUUAUCACUCCAUAAUGAAUGGCACUUGACUGAGGCUUCUCACAACAAACAACUAAGUCGCUGUAGAAGAAAGGAUGGGUCAGUGGACUGGAAACAGGUAUUCAUAGAACGCCAUCGACUUCACCGUAACUGGAUGAGAGCCCAUUGCCAUGUCAGGACAUUUGAAGGUCACACUGAGGGAGUAUCAUGUGUCCAGUUUGACGACCACAGAAUAGUUUCUGGAUCUCAUGACAAUACUAUUAAGGUCUGGAAUAUGCGGACAAACUCUCGCUGGUCAGUACAAACACUGGUGGGACACUCAGGGAUGGUGAGAUGCCUCCAUCUAGCUGGCAACCGCCUAGUGAGUGGUUCGGCUGAUGCUACAAUUAAGGUUUGGGAUGUGGAGGAAACAAGUCAGUGGUCAUCAAUUAAUUGUAAGGUCACAAUGAUAGGACAUUCAUCAACUGUACGCUGUUUACAGGUCAGUUAAAUGCUUGCAAAUGGGAUGGGUGGGUAGGUGGGAAAAGAAAGAGAAAUUAGAGGGAAAGAGAGAGAAAGAUUAAAGAGAAAGAGAGAGAAAUAGAAAGAGAAAAUAGAGAGAAAGAGACAGAGAGAUAUUAAAGAGAAAGAGAUAAAUAGAGAAAGAAAGAGAGAGAGAACUUAGAGAGAAAGCGAGAGAGAGAAUUUAGAGAGAAAGAGAGAGAGAGAGUUUAAAGAGAGAGAAAAAGAGAGAAA